UAAUGACGCUAUGUGAAGAGCAUCUUUGGUACUGCGAGGAUGCAACAUCGUCGUGCACCCAUGGUACCCCCGUCUCCUCGCGUGGCAGCUCUUCUCCAAGGCCCCGUCUGAAGAUCGUCGAGCCUAAAAUGGCCCUCUCUAGCUGCUCCAGCUGCUCACCGUUCCGUCCCACGCCCAACUGUGCGUCAUCCUCCACUCCCACAAGGGUCCAGCUCGACAUUCAACAUUCGCACACGCACGAGUUGAGAGCGAGUUGAUCCCCCCCAUCCCUCCUUUCCAUCCUAACAGUUCCACAAAAUGGCCCAAUCAACCUCUCGCGCCCUCCUCAAUGAGGUCAAGCAACUCAUCCCGCCUCUCAGCGACAAGCUUCACAAAGGCCAAUCUGGCCGAGUAGGAAUCGUAGGCGGAUCGCGAGACUACACGGGCGCUCCCUUCUUCGCAAGCAUGUCCUGCAUGCGCUUCGGCGCUGAUAUGAGCCAUACAAUUUGUGAGCCUGAGGCAGGGAAUGUGAUCAAGACUUACAGCCCGGAUUUGAUCGUUCAUCGUCUACUGGGAGAGGGUCGUCCCCAAGCCGACAUCCGCAAGGACCUCGAAGGUGUCUUCGCCCGUCUGCACUCCCUCGUCCUCGGUCCAGGGCUUGGUCGUGACGAACACAUGCAAAGUUGCGCCCGAACUGCCCUCGAUCUGGCGCGCAAGAACGACAUCUGGACAGUCGUGGACGCCGAUGGGCUCUGGCUCGUAGCCAAUCACCCAGACGUCGUCAAGGGGUGGAACAAGGUGGUUCUCACGCCCAAUGUGGUCGAGUUUGGCAGGCUGUGCGAUGCGGUCAAGGUGGAUGCGAAGAAGGACCCAGACACGGCGGCUAAGCAGCUUGCUGCUGCCCUUGGUGGGCCCAUCAUCUUGGAGAAGGGGAAGGACGAUCGUAUUACGAAUGGGGAGGAGGUGCUCAUCUGCUCAAGCCCCGGUACUCUGAAGCGCGCUGGUGGCCAGGGAGACAUUUUGUCGGGCACCUUGGGCUGCUUGCUUGCAUGGGCCAAGAUCUUCCACAAUGGGGAGGCUCGUGCUGCAGGCGCGCCUGCACCUGCGCCCGAGACGAUUCCCGAGAAGAGGCUCUUGCUACUGGCAGCGUACGGUGCUGCAGAGACUGCCAGACGAUGUAGUUAUCAGGCGUAUCAGAAGAAGGGAAGGGCAAUGCUGGCUGACGACCUGCUGCCGGAGGUGGGGCCGGCUUACGAGCAUCUGUUUGGGGACAAGAGCGGGAACUGAC
This is a messenger RNA of Jaminaea rosea, 1267 nucleotides long. RefSeq names its product Ribokinase-like protein. The record is from RefSeq and is a predicted model, not a curated record. Lineage: Eukaryota; Fungi; Basidiomycota; Exobasidiomycetes; Microstromatales. The transcript is spliced from 2 exons. Bases 298 to 1266 code for a protein of 322 amino acids. Gene Ontology annotation, molecular function: ATP-dependent NAD(P)H-hydrate dehydratase activity. Gene Ontology annotation, biological process: metabolite repair.